This is a messenger RNA of Paramormyrops kingsleyae, 2007 nucleotides long. It is a transcript of the gene tfdp1b, whose product is annotated as transcription factor Dp-1, b. Gene Ontology annotation, molecular function: DNA-binding transcription factor activity, RNA polymerase II-specific; RNA polymerase II transcription regulatory region sequence-specific DNA binding. Lineage: Eukaryota; Metazoa; Chordata; Actinopteri; Osteoglossiformes; Mormyridae. Gene Ontology annotation, cellular component: transcription regulator complex; nucleus. The record is from RefSeq and is a predicted model, not a curated record. Gene Ontology annotation, biological process: regulation of transcription by RNA polymerase II; regulation of cell cycle.
UUCCUGAGAGACGUGUCGUUACACGGGGGCACCCUUAAUACCUCGUUUCCUAAUAAGAAUGAGGGGGAGAGCUGUGCAGCAUCCAUUUUGUCGGAGCAGAUAGAUGAAGGUCUCCAGAAAAAAAUACUUGAUAUAGUUGCUUUCACUAAACCAGGAGCGAAAUUUCGCCUGAAGUAUAUAAAAUAAACCGCGGUGAUGUUGAAUACUGUCGGAUCUGGACGGUGGGCUGCCGGCUCCCCGUUUGCUUCUUGUUUCCUGUUUGGUUUUUGGGUUUAGACCUCCUCUUCCUCCGUCUUCUGCCAUCAAAAAAGGGGGAGUCGGGGAAACAAUGAAUUGACGGGAGUUUGUCUUCACGACACUCGCUGAUCCGCUUUGCUGAAGCUAACGCUAACUCUAGGCCGACGUAGCGUGCAAUUUUAAAGAAAGGAGGGGGCAAAGAAAAAGUUUUGACAAGCAGAUGAGAUCUGCUCUUGAUUAAGAAUAAUCCUCCUUCUCCCCAAAGACGCCAUAGUUCCUUCUCGCCCCCCAGGAUUUUCUAUCAUGGCAAAAGAUGUUGGUGUGAUUGAAACCAAUGGAGAGCUGAAGGUUUUCGUCGACCAGAAUUUGAGUCCCAGCAAAGGGGUCCUGUCACUGGUCACUGUCCACCCGUCGCCUGUCACUCUGGGGAAGCAGCUUCUGCCAAAAACGCUUGGGCCCUCCAACGUCAACAUCGCGCCGCAUGUGGUGAUAGGCACCCCCCAGAGGCCCAGUGUGUCCAGUGCUGUCCUGGUGGCCAGUCCACACACACCCAGUAGCCAGUUCCUCUCCCAGAGUCAGCCGUCCGACUCCUCGCCCUGGUCCACUGGGAAGCGCAGCAAGAAGGGCGAGAAGAAUGGCAAAGGGCUGAGACAUUUCUCCAUGAAGGUGUGCGAGAAGGUCCAGAGGAAGGGAAUCACCACCUACAAUGAGGUCGCUGACGAGCUAGUGGCAGAGUUCAGCUCCUCUGACAACAACAUCUCCCCCAAUGACUCUCAUGUAUAUGACCAGAAGAACAUCCGGCGUCGUGUCUACGAUGCCUUGAAUGUGCUGAUGGCCAUGAACAUCAUCUCCAAGGAGAAGAAGGAGAUCAAGUGGAUCGGCCUACCUACUAAUUCUGCCCAGGAGUGCCAGAACUUGGAGGUGGAGAGGCAGCGUCGACUCGAGAGAAUAAAGCAAAAACAAUCCCAGCUGCAGGAACUGAUUUUGCAGCAAAUUGCCUUUAAGAAGCUGGUUCAGAGGAAUAGGCAGCUGGAGCAGCAAACCAAGAGACCUCCGCCACCAAACUCUGUCAUUCAUCUGCCUUUCAUCAUCGUCAACACCAGCAAGAAGACAGUCAUCGACUGUAGCAUCUCCAAUGACAAAUUUGAAUAUCUCUUCAACUUCGAUAAUAUGUUUGAGAUCCACGAUGACAUAGAGGUGCUAAAGAGGAUGGGGAUGGCUUGCGGGCUGGAGGCAGGGAAGUGUUCCCCGGAGGACCUUAAGAUCGCUCGCAGUCUAGUGCCCAGAGCCUUGGAGCCUUAUGUUACAGAAAUGGCUCAGGGAUCGAUAAGCAACGUGUACGUAACAGGAGUGUCGUCUAAUGGUGGACGGGGUCUUGCUGGCAGUGAGAGUGUUGAUGGUACUAUGGCGUCCAGCUCCAACGGCUCCCACUACAGCGGCUCGCGGGUGGAGACCCCCGUUUCCUACAUGGAUGAGGAGGAUGAGGACGACGACUACGACGAGAACGACGACGACGAUUAAUCCUGCCCAUUUGUUUUCAUUCCCUAUGGCCAUCUUCAUUGAAGUUCUUCCUGUGUUCUUUUCUUUGUCCCUCCCCCCAUUUAUUUUUUUGAGAUGGGGAGUGAGGGUUAUUAGGGGUGUGUCCCAUCCUCAUUCCCGGUAGACUUUGUCCCCGUUCUGCUUCUACAGCUUGUUGUUUUUUUGGUUUUUUUUUUUUUAAAGACUGUUAGAAGCAACCUCAGCUGAUGGUUGCAGAAUACUAAACAAAUU